AUGAAUCUGCAAACCUCGACACACUCAUUUCUCAAAUCCCUCUCGUCCAGAAACUCCGCGAAACCCACAGCACCUACAGGGAAACACGUCCCCAUCUCGCAAUCCCCCCCACCCAUCAGACAACAUCACUUCGUUGGUGGAAGCUUAGCCGGUCCAGGCAAGCUUGCAUUCGCACCAUACAUGUGGCUAUCGACCGGCAAGUCCGAAGCACAGCCCGAGAAUGCCGACCGCGCCAGCAGUGUUGUAUCGGUCUUCCACAUCGGUCAGGAUCUCUGUGGUCACCCUGGCUUUGUCCAUGGUGGUCUGCUCAGUGUUCUCUUUGAUGAGGUGUUUGCUCGCUGUGUCUCUGCGGCUUUCCCCAGCGGGCUAGGUAUGACGGCUAAUCUCAAUGUGGAUUUCCGAAAGCCGGCCCUUCCUGAUCGGAUGUAUGUGCUGCGCACAAAGACGGUUAAGGUCGAGGGUAGGAAGGCUUGGGUUGAGGGUCGGAUGACUUAUCUUCCUUUGGCUUUGCCUUCUGCGGACUCACAUGGCAUUGUUGCUGAUUCUGGUCUGCUCCGGGAGGAUAGUGAAGGUGCGGUAAUGGUUGCUGAGGCUAAGGCUUUGUUUAUUGAGCCUAAAUUUGCGGACUCUAUGGUGAAGAUUUAUUCGAGCUAG
Messenger RNA from Penicillium mononematosum, 654 nucleotides. RefSeq names its product PaaI family thioesterase. The transcript has 2 exons. The record is from RefSeq and is a predicted model, not a curated record. Bases 1 to 654 code for a protein of 217 amino acids. NCBI's taxonomy places the organism in Eukaryota, Fungi, Ascomycota, Eurotiomycetes, Eurotiales, Aspergillaceae.